Molecule: messenger RNA, 1489 nt
Organism: Alternaria alternata
Lineage: Eukaryota; Fungi; Ascomycota; Dothideomycetes; Pleosporales; Pleosporaceae
Exons: 3
Coding region: 136-1248 (370 amino acids)
Biological process (GO): transport
Molecular function (GO): transporter activity
Source: RefSeq, a predicted model, not a curated record
AGGAACGAUUGUGUUCUUUUCUCCUCAUCAGACUUCUGUUGUAUCUUCCGCAGUGUUCCUACUAAAGCCAUACAUUUUUCUGCAUUACUGCUGUAUUCUCCCACAUCUUAUCAAGCGGGGUACCAUCGCCAGGUUAUGGAUACCUUUAUACUGGUAGCAAGAAAUCAUCUCGAGCGACGAAAGAACUCCAAGACAUGUCCAAUUGAAGAUACCCGUGGCCCUGAGAUCGUGCCCUUCGUCGGUAACCUUACAUUCCACCAAUUCGCAACAAUUCUGUCUGGAGCCUGUGCCAUCCUCAGCACGAUCAUCGUCGGUAUUCUCAUCGCCCUUCAUGCAUUCAACUACUCGAAUCCUGUACAACAACGACAGAUCAUCCGGAUCAUGUUAUUGGUACCAUGGGUGGCGCUGUUCUCCUUUCUCGUCGUCUGGCGAGAAGACGCUGGAGAAUACCUAGUACAUUCACUUGAUUUCGGCUGUUCCAUCGCGCUAUCGGCCUUCCUGCUGUUCAUGUGCGAUCUUGUGCUCUCGCAUCGUGAGGGCUUUGACGCUUUGUUCGGAGAAGGAGCGAGAGCCAAAGGUACUCUUAAAGAAAACAGUCCAAAUUGGCUGAAGCGUAUUUGGUACGGCGUGCUUCAGUUCAUACCGACCAGUAUCAUCAUAUGGAUUGCCACCGCAGCUACCCUUGCUACCGGCACCUACUGCAAACAGUCCAACAACGUACACUUCGCACACCUGUGGCUCACGAUUCUGGUCGCAUAUACCACCACAGUCGCUAUCAUCAGUUCCCUCAGGUUCUAUAAGUUCAACCAGAAGUUGUUGAAGGAGCAUCGAAUCAUACUCAAGCUGGCGACAUUCAAGGGUAUUCUUGGUCUGAACUUCCUCCAGUCGUUUAUCAUCUCCCUACUCGCGGGCCAUGGCGCACUCAAACCUACUAAAUACAUGACAUUCCACGAUAUCAAUAGCGGCCUCGCCUCGCUCAUCCUCGCUUGCGAAAUGCCCAUUUUCGCAGUCCUUCUUCUCUUGGCCUUCUCACCAUUACCGUACAAGCAACAGGGUAGUCCUGCUGCAGGGCCGGUCAAUGCCGUCGUUGAUGCUUUCAACAUCUCGGAUCUGUUGUCGGCGUUCUAUCGGGGACCCAUGAGACUGGUGAGAGACCAGCAAAGACAGAUCAUGCGACAGGACAGUAUGAGGAUUGCUAUGGUCCCACCUAGAGAUGACGAUGAGAGGGAAGGCCGAUCCGCUGUGUGAGCUCUCUUAGAGUAAGGUGCACGGUGUGGAUAGGGGAGGAUGAUCCUUUGUAUCCAAUUCGACCUGCUCCGCUGCGCUUGAAUUCAUUCGGCGAUGAAUUUUAUAUCUGUAUAUGGUUCAUGAGUCUUUUCUAGCAAUAGCAAAGUGAUGCUAUCAUAUCUCGCAAACACAGAAGCCCCACUUUCCGGACAGGUAAGUUGUGACUACAAGAGAACUAUGUCAAUCAUCCACUAACUUCGUA